This is a messenger RNA of Suillus bovinus, 731 nucleotides long. RefSeq lists its product as uncharacterized. Lineage: Eukaryota; Fungi; Basidiomycota; Agaricomycetes; Boletales; Suillaceae. The coding region runs from base 36 to 377 and encodes 113 amino acids. The record is from RefSeq and is a predicted model, not a curated record. The transcript is spliced from 3 exons.
CCCAGGCCAAGCCUAAGCCGGGCCGGAACGUCACUAUGCCUGUCCAUCGGGUCUCUCGGUCUUCUUCGACUCUGGCGCUUCGGAUGCCAACAGUAAGUGCCCCAACACUGUUCCUGAAUGGGGUUCUCGACAUCGGCAAAAGGGGUUUUGCUGUUCGCAUGAAAUGGGACGGCCGUUACUAUGUUCGUGGCCAUGACAAGCUUGUGUGGAAUAGUGGCGAGCCUGGUACGAAAUACACUCCAGAAGAAUUUAGGAGAUACUGGAUCAAUUGGAUGGUCAAGACCGAAUACGAGGCGCAGAUGACAAGACGUGCGAUAGACGACACUGACUGCCAAAAAUAUUUGAGCGACGUAAGGUGGUGGUAUGAACGAGACUAGAUUUUGAUUGCGUAGGAAAAAAUCCAACGAUCCGCCCGUAUGUACUUGGUAGGAUUCAAUCAUGAUCUCUUCCGAUAUCGAUAUUUCGCAAUACAACUUCCCUCGCAUUCUCCGUCCGGUAUUGCACUCUCAGUACCAUGUAAUUCAAGUUAAUUUAUUAGUCUGGAAUUAGGUCAAUAAAAAGAAUGUACCUUUCUCGAUAUUCCAAUGAAUGUUCUAUGCGGCGAAUGAAGAUGAAAAUUUACUGUUCGUCGUGUCCCAAAAACGCAGCGCGCGCAGUGUCCGUCCAUGCCUGAAAUACUCGCCUGGGGUGACUAUGAACUUCGAGCUUCUUCCUUGACUCGGACGUACUGC